This is a messenger RNA of Morus notabilis, 528 nucleotides long. RefSeq lists its product as uncharacterized. The transcript has a single exon. The record is from RefSeq and is a predicted model, not a curated record. Bases 1 to 528 code for a protein of 175 amino acids. NCBI's taxonomy places the organism in Eukaryota, Viridiplantae, Streptophyta, Magnoliopsida, Rosales, Moraceae.
AUGGCGCGUGGCGAUGGUCAGCAAAACCAGCAAAACCGUUUCAAUCCUUUGUCUUCUUCUCCUCCGGAGGCAGCCUCUGCUUCGAGGUCGGUUAGCACCAUGGAUGACACAAACAGUCCAUUCUUCCUCCAUAAUGGAGACAAUCCUGGGCUGAUUCUGGUUUCUCAUCCCUUUACCGGAUCCAACUACAACACUUGGAGGAGAUCAAUGCUCAUGGCCCUCAACGCCAAGAACAAAGUUGGAUUUGUGGACGCUACCUUGCUGAGACCAUCUGCGGGUGAUUUAACCUUCAAUUUUUGGUCCAGAUCCAAUAGUAGGGUCGCCUCUUGGUUGCUUAACUCAGUUUCAAAGGAAAUAGGAGACAGCCUUCUCUACCUUGAUAGUGCCAGGGAUAUAUGGAUCGAUUUGUACGAUCGAUUCCACCAGAGCAAUGCACCGCGGAUUUUCCAGAUCAAGAAACAUUUGCUUGGCAUGUCUCAAGGAUCCCUUGACGUUAACACUUACUACACGCGCCUCAAGAUUCUUUAG